GUUAUUGAUGCACCAGAAGUAUUGGAAGUAUUAGACGAGAUUCCAUAUUUAAAGGAUUUUAUCAAUUCACUUUAUAAUUGUGAAUAUGCAAAAUUUUUCCAGGCUCUUGCCGAUGUUGAACGCAGUCACCUUCGCACAUCAAGAUAUUUAUUCUCUCACCUUCGUUAUUACGUACGUGAAAUGCGAAUAAUUGCAUAUGCGCAACUUUUAGAAUCGUAUCGUUCGCUUACUAUGGAAAGCAUGGCAAAUGCUUUUGGCGUUUCAGAAGACUUUAUUGACAGUGAUCUUUCCAAAUUUAUUGCAGCUGGGCGUCUUAAUUGUGUUAUUGAUAAAGUGAAUGGGAUUGUGGAAACAAAUAGACCAGAUGCCAAGAAUGCACAAUAUCAGCAAACAAUCAAACAAGGAGAUAUACUGUUGAAUCGUAUUCAAAAAUUGUCAAGAGUUAUUAAUGUAUAG
Molecule: messenger RNA, 456 nt
Organism: Racocetra persica
Lineage: Eukaryota; Fungi; Glomeromycota; Glomeromycetes; Diversisporales; Gigasporaceae
Source: the annotation of a GenBank genome assembly